Molecule: messenger RNA, 3119 nt
Organism: Eptesicus fuscus (big brown bat)
Lineage: Eukaryota; Metazoa; Chordata; Mammalia; Chiroptera; Vespertilionidae
Gene: AKT2
Product: AKT serine/threonine kinase 2
Exons: 13
Coding region: 259-2157 (632 amino acids)
Biological process (GO): protein phosphorylation
Molecular function (GO): ATP binding; protein serine/threonine kinase activity
Source: RefSeq, a predicted model, not a curated record
CGGGGGCUCGGGGGAGGGGGCGGGGGGGCCGCGCCGCGCGAGCCGUUGGGUCUGGCUCGGAGAAGGCGUUGCUGCUGCCGCAGCCGCCACCGCCGGCAGGAAACACAGGAGCGGGACCAAGCGCAGCGCGGCGAUGGGCGGGAGUAGAGCCCCGCCGGAGAGGCUGGGCGGCUGCCGGUGACAGAUUGUGCUCUGUUCCUGCAUGUCCUGCUGCCCUGAACUGUCCUGAGCUCGGUGACAGCGUGUCACGCUGCCACCAUGAACGAGGUGUCCGUCAUCAAAGAAGGCUGGCUCCACAAGCGUGGUGAAUACAUCAAGACGUGGAGGCCCCGGUACUUCCUGCUGAAGAGUGAUGGUUCCUUCAUUGGCUAUAAGGAGCGGCCCGAGGCCCCUGACCAGACCCUGCCCCCUUUAAACAACUUCUCCGUUGCGGAAUGCCAGCUGAUGAAGACGGAGAGACCGCGGCCCAACACGUUUGUCAUACGCUGCUUGCAGUGGACCACAGUCAUCGAGAGGACCUUCCAUGUAGACUCUCCAGAUGAGAGGGAAGAGUGGAUGCGGGCCAUCCAGAUGGUCGCCAACAGCCUCAAGCAGCGGGGCCCAGGCGAGGACCCCAUGGAAUACAAGUGUGGCUCCCCGAGUGACUCUUCUGCAGCUGAGGAGAUGGAAGUGGCAGUUAGCAAGGCACGGGCCAAGGUGACCAUGAAUGACUUCGACUAUCUCAAGCUCCUCGGCAAGGGCACCUUCGGCAAAGUCAUCCUGGUGCGGGAGAAGGCCACCGGCCGCUACUACGCCAUGAAGAUCCUGCGGAAGGAGGUCAUCAUCGCCAAGGAUGAAGUCGCCCACACAGUCACCGAGAGCCGGGUCCUCCAGAACACCAGGCACCCGUUCCUCACUGCGCUGAAGUACGCCUUCCAGACCCAUGACCGCCUGUGCUUCGUGAUGGAGUACGCCAAUGGUGGGGAGCUGUUCUUCCACCUGUCCCGGGAGCGCGUCUUCACGGAGGAGCGGGCCCGCUUUUAUGGUGCAGAGAUCGUCUCGGCCCUGGAGUACCUGCACUCGAGGGAUGUGGUGUACCGCGACAUCAAGCUGGAAAACCUCAUGCUGGACAAAGAUGGCCACAUCAAGAUCACUGACUUUGGCCUGUGCAAAGAGGGCAUCAGUGAUGGGGCCACCAUGAAAACCUUCUGCGGGACCCCCGAAUAUCUGGCACCCGAGGUCCUGGAGGACAACGACUACGGCCGGGCUGUGGACUGGUGGGGGCUGGGCGUGGUCAUGUACGAGAUGAUGUGCGGCCGCCUGCCUUUCUACAACCAGGACCACGAGCGCCUCUUCGAGCUCAUCCUCAUGGAGGAGAUCCGCUUCCCGCGCACGCUCAGCCCCGAGGCCAAGUCCCUGCUGGCUGGGCUGCUGAAGAAGGACCCCAAGCAGAGCUCCCACCACCCUUCAAACCUCAGGUCACAUCUGAGGUCGACACCAGGUACUUCGAUGAUGAGUUCACUGCCCAGUCCAUCACAAUCACACCCCCGGACCGCUAUGACAGCCUGGGCUCUCUUGACCUGGACCAGCGGACUCACUUCCCCCAGUUCUCCUACUCGGCCAGCAUCCGCGAGUGAGCAGUGCCGCCCGCCUGCCCACCGCCGCCACCGCCACCGCCACCACCACGGACAUGCAUGGCUGCCGACGCCGCCGGGGGCUUCGUCUUUUUGUGUUUUUUUUUUCCGUCUUUUUUGUUUGCAUCUCCACCCCUCACCCCUUCCCCCCAUUUCUAGUUUUCAGCCCUCUGCCAAACUCCUCUCAGUGGACCCAGUGGCCCUGCCUCCAGGACCCUGUCUGCCCUCACUUUUGCGCCCAGAUCAGGACUGGGGAGACUGUGCCGCGGCCCCAGGACCUGGCCUUUGGGCAGCUGGGAAGAUUUUGGUUUUUGAUGAACAAGUCCCAGUGGGAGCGGAAGUCGGGGGCCUGCCUGAGGCUGCCUGCUGUGUGCUGUGCCGCCCUCAGAUGCGGACAGCGCUCUGGGGCAGCCUUCCGUGCCUGUCCUCAGGCUCCGAGUGGCCUGGUGAGGGGACAGUCCAGCCCCUCCCCACACAGCAGCGGAAAAGCAGUGAAGUCCAGGGCCAGGCGGGGCCUUCGGGAGCUGCAGGAGCAGAGGUCUAGGGCUCCCUCGGGCUGGGGUCGGUUACCUGGUGGGGAACCCAGAGCGGCCAGGGGGAUGGACGCUGCCUCCCUGUGCCCCACGCUGCUCUCCUGACCCUGUGGACGAAGUAGGAGGAACAUUGGGGCCUAGUCUGCCCACCCCCAAGCCCCGUGCCUUACCAGGGCUUCCUUCCAGCCAGCCUUACCUCCUGCUGGACCUGGGCCUGGCCCUGGCCCCUCCCAGGAUGGGGGCCAGCAUUGCCCCUUCUCUCUGCCUGGGGUGGAGGGGUGCCAGCCUCGGCUGUUACACAUCUCGCACCGAGACAGUAUUGGGCCCCAUGAACUUGGUUGAGGAGGGGCCGGGGAAGGGUGUCUCUGGUACGUACUGGGGUGGGGCCUCUGAGGAGGAGGCUCCAGGCCACCCCCCUCCCCCAGCCCCACGUUCUGCAGCCUUAAGGUGAACGUGUCAGUGCUAUGGGCACUCGCGUGCGUGCGUGCUUGGACUGUGUGCUGUUGGUGUCCUUGUGCAUCUAAGUGCACAUGGGGUGUGUGUGUGUGCAUGUGUGCUGGGUAUGUAUGUGUGUGAGCAAGCGUGUCCCGGCCUCAGGUGUGUGGUGUGUGUGCGUAUGUGUGUGGACUCGGGCCCCUGGCCCUGACCCCAGCAUUUCAUCCCAGGGGGAGGGGUGCUGGCCUAGUGGGAGAGCCACACGUGAGGUCCCCUUGCCGCACUGUCUCUCCCCCUUCCCCACCAGCAUCUCCGGGUGUUUGGAACGUAACUUUUGUGGUUUUGAUCUUCCCACCUCCUGUACUAGGUAGUUCACAGAGAGACAUCUGGGGGGGGUGGGGCUGGUCUGGGGGGUGGGAGGUCUCUCCUUUUUGUGUGUGUAUGUCAUUUAUCUGACAGUUCUCCCUCUUCCCCACUGGCCUUUCCCUGUUCCUCAUAUUUGUACGGUACAAGCAAUAAAGACUCGUUUCAGACCGGG